This is a messenger RNA of Penicillium bovifimosum, 606 nucleotides long. RefSeq names its product tubulin-binding prefolding complex subunit PAC10. Gene Ontology annotation, molecular function: tubulin binding. The transcript is spliced from 4 exons. Gene Ontology annotation, cellular component: prefoldin complex; cytoplasm. The record is from RefSeq and is a predicted model, not a curated record. Lineage: Eukaryota; Fungi; Ascomycota; Eurotiomycetes; Eurotiales; Aspergillaceae. Bases 1 to 606 code for a protein of 201 amino acids. Gene Ontology annotation, biological process: tubulin complex assembly; protein folding; microtubule-based process.
AUGGCGGACUCAAAAGCUAAGAGCACGGUAUCAACACAAACCAACCCGCGCGGAAUCCCCGUCGCCCCCUUCAUCGAUAAUGUCAGCGACUACGUCUCCUCCCGCGACGAGGUCGAGCCUACUCUCCGGAACUUCCAAGAAAUGAUCUCAAAGUACCAGUUCAUGGAGGUGAACACCCAGCGCCGCGGACAGGGACUGCGCGAGAAGAUCCCCGAUAUCAGGAAGACGUUGGAGAUGGUUCGGUUCUUGCAGAUGCGGAAGGAGUCAAAUCCAACCGCAGACCUCGAAACAAAUUUCGAACUAAACGACACCCUUUAUGCCCGCGCAUCCAUCUCCCCCGCCGACGCGGAAGAAGUCUACCUCUGGCUCGGCGCGAAUGUAAUGCUAGCGUAUCCGCUCGACGAGGCGGAGACGAUGCUGGAUGAUAAGCUCAAUGCUGCGGAGUCGAGUUUGCGGAAUUGUGAGGAGGAUUUGGAGUUUUUGAGGGAACAGAUUACGACGCUGGAGGUUGCUACGGCGCGCGUUUAUAAUUGGGAUGUUGUGCAAAGAAGGAAAGAGAAGGGAGAGGGGAAGGAAGAUGAGGAUAAGAAGAGGAGUGGUGGUUGA